AGCAGUCAAAUUGUGUGUUUGUGGUGCGAAACAUUUAGGAAUUAGGCCUUGAUAAUGGCUUCAGAGAAACAAGAAGAAGAUGUCGAGCGAAUUGUUAAUUGUAUCAACAGCUGUUGGCCUGACUCUACAUUUACUUACAUGGAUAUCCGUAAACCGUGUGGUGAAAAAUUCCGUGAUGUACUUAAGAAAUUUCUUAAAGGUUUUCUAGGUUGCAAUUACCAGCUACCCGCUGUCAACAUGAAUGAAUUUUCACGGAAUCCUGAAAUGUUUCCACACUUGGAAGGCAAUAUGUCACUAUUUCGUGAAAUCAAUGAUAUUCUCAAGCAUCUUGGAUACACCAACUUCAAAUAUGGAAAUAUGCUAAAACCAACAUCAAAUAUUGUCAGAGAUGUAUUGCUGAGCUUAGUAAAUUUCCUUGCAUACUUUGAAGCUGAAGAAACCCACAAAGAGGAAAUUGAAGAAGAAGUUCAAAGACUUAAACAUCAAGUUAUAAACAACGAAAAGCGUCUGAUUGAAGAGGAGCGUUAUUUAGAUAAAUGCAGACAGACUGAUGAGGAGAAGAAAAUUAUGGGGGCUGAAUUACGACAUAUGUUGGUUAAUAGAAAGGAAAAGUAUUUGAAAAUUGAGGCAGUUGUUACAAAGCUAGAAAACGAAGUCGAUGAUUUCACCAAACGAAUACAAGGUAUUAGUGUCAGGAUAGAGCAAGCUGCAUACACAUUAAAACAGGUGGAAUUGGAAAAAGAAAGAGCUGCAGAAGCAGUUGUUCCUGAUCCAGAUGCAUUAGAAGCAGAGCUUAGUAAAAGCCAUUCUGAUAAGGAAAAAGUAGAGGUGGACUUUAUGUGCCUUAAAAAUCGAUUGCCGAUUCUUGAGCAGCAGAUCCAAGAUCGUACAAUGCAACUUCAGGAGCAUAAAGAAACCCACCAACGCUUAGCACAAGUCAAAACCAGAGAAUCUAAAAUAAAAUUAGAGUGGCAGAAAACUGAGCUUGGUUAUCGACAAGUGGACGAAGAGAAACAGAUUCUGGAAAACCAAUUGAAGAAAGAUACGAGUUUAAUAGAAAGCAAAAAGCGGAUGUUUGAUGAAUAUAAUCAGAAAGUAGAACAACUAAGAGGUCAACUGGAACAAGCCCGCUCUGACGUGAAACAACGCAUGAAUGAAGACGAUUGUCGAAAAAUGCAGUUACUAGCACGUAUUCAAGCUAUGGACAACGAAGUUGCUCAGUUGAAUCACGAUUUGAACUCUGGCCAGAAAGCCCUUGAAGAAGGAGCUGCAAUUUUCGAAGCCAUUCAUUACAAGCAUCAGCAAGACGUCGCUGAAAUUUCUCGCAAGUACGAAGAACGAUUCGAAACCAUUCAGCAAUUCCUUUUAAAUGGAAAUUUUCCAAUGUUUUCUUCAUAGUUUUUUGUCCCACAUACAUGUCACCAGUAAAGGAUGUCAACCCAAGUUCUUUUUGUUACAAUAAAAUUCAUAUUGACCCAUUAAAUAUUAUUAAAAACAA
Daphnia carinata is the source of this 1498-nucleotide messenger RNA. RefSeq names its product unconventional myosin-XVIIIa-like. The transcript has 8 exons. Gene Ontology annotation, cellular component: Ndc80 complex; kinetochore. The coding region runs from base 55 to 1398 and encodes 447 amino acids. Gene Ontology annotation, molecular function: protein-containing complex binding. The record is from RefSeq and is a predicted model, not a curated record. Lineage: Eukaryota; Metazoa; Arthropoda; Branchiopoda; Diplostraca; Daphniidae. Gene Ontology annotation, biological process: kinetochore organization; meiotic chromosome segregation; mitotic spindle organization.